Micromonas commoda is the source of this 447-nucleotide messenger RNA. RefSeq lists its product with no specific name. Lineage: Eukaryota; Viridiplantae; Chlorophyta; Mamiellophyceae; Mamiellales; Mamiellaceae. The record is from RefSeq and is a predicted model, not a curated record. The transcript has a single exon. Bases 1 to 447 code for a protein of 148 amino acids.
AUGUCCCCAGCCCCCGCGCUGGCGCUCACCGACGAAGCCAAGGCGGCGCUCAUGGCCGAGGCCCGCGCCAAGGCCGCCGCGCAGGCCCAGGCCCAGGCCCCCAUCGCAGCCGCGCCGCCCGCGACCAGCGAGCAGACGUCCAGGUUCAUCACCGCCCCCGAGCUGAGCGACAGGGACGGCAUCGACGCCAGGAACCUGACGCGGGGAGACGCAGACGCAGACGGCUUCGCCGCCGCCACGUACGACGCCGCAUCUGCUCCCUCCGAUGCUUCGUCGGAAGCCGCCGCGGCGCCGCCGACGGCGACGUACGUGGCGCCCCCUCCCGGGGCGUUGCCCGAGCCGGAGAACCCGGAGAACGUGAACGCGGGCGGAGGAGUGUUCGGCUUGUUCCAGAGCGGCGGGGGCGGGUCGGAGGAGCCGCAGGGGAAGAAGUUUGGCCUGUUUUGA